AUGCGCUUCAACGAGACGACGCUGUUGGAGGAGGAGACAUUGGACAACACGACGGCGGGUCUGUCGGCGACGAGCCUGUUCGGCGAGCUGCUGCUCGACGCCGGCCAACGUGGAGCCAACGCCAGCGAGGGCGAGCGGCGCGAGGUCGAGUACGUGUUGCUGCUGACCGCCAAGGCGCUCGUGAUGGGCUUCAUCAUUCUGUGCGCCCUCUUCGGCAACCUACUGGUGAUCGUGUCGGUGAUGCGGCACCGGAAGCUGCGCGUCAUCACCAACUACUUCGUGGUGUCGCUCGCGUUGGCCGACAUGUUGGUCGCGCUGUUCGCGAUGACGUUCAACGCGUCGGUCGAACUGUCGGGCGGCCGUUGGCUCUUCGGCUACUUCAUGUGCGACGUGUGGAACUCGCUCGACGUGUUCUUCAGCACCGUCUCGAUCCUCCACCUGUGCUGCAUCAGCGUGGACCGUUAUUACGCGAUCGUGCAGCCGCUCGAUUACCCGCUCAUCAUGACGAACCUGCGCCUCGGCACGAUGCUCAGCGUCGUCUGGUGCUCGCCCACCGUCAUGAGCUUCUUGCCGAUCUUCGCCGGCUGGUACACCACGCAGGAGCACCUCGAAUAUCGGCGCAACUAUCCGGACGUGUGCGUGUUCCAGGUAAACAAGUUUUACGCGGUCAUCAGCUCCGGCGUCAGCUUCUGGGUGCCCGGCAUCAUCAUGAUCGCGAUGUACUACAGGAUCUACCGGGAGGCGGAUCGUCAGGAGCGCAUGCUGUAUCGGAGCAAAGUGGCGGCCGCUCUUCUCAACAAGCAUCUACAAAUCAACGGGAUCUCCGCGGGUCUGACCUCUCUGCCGACCGUAGAUCAGUCGUCGCCCGAUCCGCAACCGGAAGAGCCGCCGAUGACCAGCAGUAGCAAGAUGAAGAGGGAACGGAAAGCUGCCAGGACACUCGGCAUCAUCAUGUCGGCGUUCCUUGCCUGUUGGCUUCCCUUUUUUCUCUGGUACAUCAUCACAGCGCUGUGCGAUUCCUGUGAGAGCGGCGACGUGGUGGUGGCUGUAGUGUUCUGGGUGGGCUACUUCAACAGCGCGCUCAACCCGCUGAUCUACGCCUACUUCAACCGCGAGUUCCGCGCGGCCUUCCGCAAGACCCUGGAGAGCUGUUGCCGCGCGAUCGGCCCGGUGCGCGACCUGCGCCAGGUGCACCGCAAGCAGGACCUCGUCCACAGCAACGCGUCCUCCGAGCUGCACGUCAACAAUCAGCUGCGCAACAGCGAGAUGACCAACGUACACAUCGAGGCGUGCAUCUGA
Molecule: messenger RNA, 1299 nt
Organism: Dinoponera quadriceps
Lineage: Eukaryota; Metazoa; Arthropoda; Insecta; Hymenoptera; Formicidae
Product: octopamine receptor beta-1R-like
Exons: 3
Coding region: 1-1299 (432 amino acids)
Biological process (GO): adenylate cyclase-activating adrenergic receptor signaling pathway
Cellular component (GO): membrane
Molecular function (GO): octopamine receptor activity
Source: RefSeq, a predicted model, not a curated record